AUGUAUCGUACAAACGUAAGUAUAACCAUUGAUUUUUAAUACGACAUGUUAUGUGAUAUUUUAUGCAUUUUAUUUAUUGUAUGAUAUAAUUAAAAUAUAAAAAAUUGUUUUAUAGCAAAAUGGGCAACCCCAGAGGGCAAAUACUGAACCCAUUCAUCAAAACCGAGCAAAUGGAAGGCAACCUCCUCCUAUAAAUAUCCCAUUGACAGUUUCAGAGCAAUUUAGAGAAUCAUGGUUAACUGCUAUUAUUGGACUUAUUAUGUUUGCAACUGGCAUGUGCCUUUUGUUUUGGAACGAGGGAAGAGCCGUGAAGGUAGCACAUUCUUUGGACGAAGCUUUACGCAAUGUAGCAGUACUUCCAAACGUGAUGAAAUUAUUACCUGAAUAUGAAGGACGUUUGAUUCAUUUAUCAGGGCCAUUAAAGGUAUCAGAACCAUUAACUGAGCCUGACUAUGGUGUGAUUGUAUCGAGUGUGAAACUGAAACGCAGAGUACAGAUGUAUCAAUGGGUUGAGAUAGAAGAAGAAAGGAGCUUCGGAGGAGUAACAGAAGAAGAGAAGCAUUAUUAUUACACAACAGAAUGGAAGGAUAAGCUUGUUGAUUCAGAUCAUUUCUAUAUUAGAGCUGGCCAUCAUAACCCGAAAGAAAUGCCUAUUAAAAGCCAAGUGCAAAUUGCAGAUGAAGUUAACAUUGGCGCAUUCACUCUUGGGACUGAAUUAAAGAAGAAAUUUAAUAAUUUUGUAGAAAUUACCAGUGAUGAACGACCCGAGCGUAAAGAUAUUAAAAUGCACUCUGGUUUAUAUUACCACAGCUCUAAUUUGUGGGAACCUGAAGUAGGUGAUAUACGUAUACAAUUCUCCUAUGCUGGAAAAGCAGGAGAUGUGUAUUCUAUAGUUGGCAUGUUACAAAAAGGAAUUAUCGUACCAUAUAUUACAACCCACGGAGAAGAGAUUUUACUUCAGCAAAAACACAAAAUAUCUGUAGAUCAAAUGUUCCAUCUGGAACAUGUACACAAUUACUGGCGUACAUGGAGUAUCAGAGGGCUUGGAUGGUUAGUCUUAUUCUUGGCAGCAACGUGUUUGGCGAAUAUAUUGAGGACAGUGAUCCUAAAUUCAACAUUUUUGUGUGGAAUAAUCGCAGUUGAGUCUCUAACAAUGUCUGUAUCGAUGUCUAUUAGUUUACUAGUGAUUGGUUUUGCUUGGGUAUGGUAUCGACCAGUAAUAGGCCUCUGCUUAGCAUUAGCAUCAAUUUUGCCAUUCAUUUAUUCAACGUUGACAUCAGGAUCUCAGUCUCAGCAACGCGAUAGCUACAGAAGGCUGUGA
Heterotrigona itama is the source of this 1321-nucleotide messenger RNA. Lineage: Eukaryota; Metazoa; Arthropoda; Insecta; Hymenoptera; Apidae. The record is from the annotation of a GenBank genome assembly.